UAAAAAUUCCUGGCAUUCCGUAGACCAUUGAAGCAGUUUCAGGUGCAGCCAUGUUGAACGAGGGAUUCCAUUGGCUCUGGAGAAGCCUGCUCCAGAUCCUGAUGCGUUAUCAGCUCUUCCGAUGGCUACUCGGUCUUAUAGCGAUUGUUGAUAGCGAACCGUUACAAAUCGAAAAUGAAGAGGAAGCACCAAGAAAGAAGAAGCAACAGAAUCUGGAGAAUGAGAAUGCCAAUGCCAUUUCCACCGGAAAAUCAGAAUCAGUCGCGAUUAGAACCGUUCCAAGUGCAAAUGCGAAUGCAAUGGGCAAUGCAGGCAGUGCCGAGAUCGUAUCAAAUCAAAUCAUCCGCCGCCGUGAGAUGAGCACAAUGGGCAAGGAGACGGAGUCGCACAGCAUACCCAUUAGCGAGGGUCAGAAUGCGGAGCAUGUGCUGUACCGGCUAAAGAGGGGCUCCAAGCUGAGUGUCCACCCCGAUGCCUCGCUGCUUGGCAGGAAGAUCGUCCUGUACACCAACUAUCCCGCCGAGGGUCAGAAGUUCGUGCGAACGGAGUAUCGUAUUCUGGGAUGGCAGCUAAGCAAUGGCAAGCAGGUUACGUCAGUAAUGCAUCCGGAAGCUCAUGUGGUGGACACGGACAUCAGAAGUCUGGUUGAUUUGAACAUGUCCGGCACCUAUCACUUCUACUUCCGGUAUCUGGAAAGACCAGACACUGGCAGCUCGGGAGCAGAUGGUGCUCUCUAUGUCCAAGUGGAGCCUACACUGCAUGUGGGUCCUCCGGGUGCCCAGAAGACAAUUCCCCUGGACUCGGUGCGCUGUCAAACGGUGCUGACCAAGCUCCUGGGGCCGCUGGACACCUGGGAGGGGAAGCUGCGCGUGGCCAAGGAAGCCGGAUACAAUGUGAUCCACUUUACACCCAUUCAGGAGUUGGGCGGUUCCCGCUCCUGCUACUCGCUCCGCGACCAACUCAAGGUCAACUCCCAUUUUGCGCCCCAGAAAGGUGGCAAGGUCAGCUUCGAGGAGGUGGAGAAGGUCAUCAAGAAGUGCCGCCAGGAGUGGGGGGUGGCUUCCAUCUGCGACAUUGUCCUCAAUCACACCGCCAACGAGUCCGAGUGGCUGCUGCAGCAUCCGGAUGCUACCUACUCGUGCGCCACCUGUCCCUACCUCCGUCCCGCUUUCUUGCUGGACGCCGCAUUCGCCCAGUGCGGAGCGGACAUUGCCGCGGGUAGCCUGGAGCAUGUCGGAGUGCCCCAGGUCAUCGAGCAGGAGUGCCAUUUGGAAGCGUUAAAGUACCAGUUGCAUACCUCCUACAUGUCCAAGGUCAAUAUACACGAGCUUUAUCAGUGCGAUGUGAUGAAGUACGUCAACGAGUUCAUGACCCAGGUGCGAACUCGCGAGCCGCCAAAGAACGUGGCCAACGAGUAUCGCUUCCACGAAAUCCAACUGAUACAAGACCCGCAAUAUCGACGCUUGGCCACCACCAUAAAUUUCGAGCUGGCGCUGGAGAUCUUUAAUGCUUUCCAUGGCGACUGCUUCGAUGAGGAGUCCCGGUUCCGCAAGUGUGCUGAAACCCUUCGCCGGCAUCUGGAUUCCCUCAACGAUCGAGUGCGGGCCGAGAUCCAAGGUUACGUCAACUGUGCCAUAGACAAUGCUUUAUCCGGAGUGCGCUACGAAAGAGUCCAGGGUGAUGGGCCAAAAGUGAAGGAGAUCUCCGAGAAGCACUCGGUCUUUAUGGUCUACUUCACACAUACAGGCACCGAGGGCAAAUCACUAACUGAGGUCGAGGCGGAUAUGUACUCAAAGGCUGGAGAGUUCUUCAUGGCCCACAAUGGCUGGGUAAUGGGAUCGGACGAUCCGUUGCGAGACUUCGCUGAGGAGCAGCCGGGACGUGCAAAUGUCUACAUCAAACGCGAGCUAAUCUCCUGGGGCGAUAGUGUGAAGUUGCGCUUCGGCAAGCGACCGGAAGAUAGCCCUUACCUGUGGAAGCACAUGACCGAGUACGUGCAGACCACUGCGCGCAUCUUCGACGGAGUGCGAUUGGACAACUGCCACUCUACGCCGUUGCACGUGGCCGAAUACCUGUUGGAUGCCGCACGCAAAAUCAACCCGGAACUGUAUGUGGUGGCAGAGUUGUUCACCAACUCUGAUGGCACCGACAACGUGUUUGUUAACCGUUUAGGCAUCACUUCCUUGAUUCGUGAGGCACUUUCCGCUUGGGAUUCCCAUGAGCAGGGUCGUCUAGUCUACCGGUAUGGAGGUGUCCCUGUCGGUGGCUUCUUUGCGAACUCCUCGCGUCACGAGGCCACCAGUGUGGCUCAUGCCCUCUUUCUGGACCUCACUCACGACAAUCCCUCUCCGGUGGAAAAGCGUUCCGUGUACGAUCUGUUGCCCUCGGCAGCUCUGGUUUCCAUGGCCUGCUGUGCCACCGGCAGCAACCGUGGGUACGACGAACUUGUUCCCCAUCAUAUCCAUGUUGUAGACGAGGAACGUAGCUACCAGGAAUGGGGCAAGGGCGUUGAUUCCAAAUCUGGAAUUAUGGGAGCCAAGAGAGCGUUGAACCUGCUGCACGGACAGCUCGCGGAGGAGGGCUUCAGCCAGGUAUACGUAGACCAAAUGGAUCCCAACGUGGUGGCAGUUACCCGGCAUUCGCCAAGCACUCAUCAGUCAGUUAUUUUGGUGGCCCACACGGCAUUCGGUUAUCCCUCUCCAAAUGCCGGAGCCACCGGAAUCCGUCCCCUCCGAUUCGAGGGCGUGCUGGACGAGAUUAUCUUGGAGGCCAGUUUAACCAUGAAGAGCGACAAGCCCUUCGAUCGUCCCGCUCCUUUUAAGAAGGAUCCCAAUGUGAUUAACGGCUUCACCCAGUUCCAGUUGAGUCUGCAGGAGCACAUACCUCUGGCGAAGUCUACGGUGUUUCAGACCCAGGCUUAUGUGGAUGGCAACAACACGGAGCUUAACUUUGUCAAUUUGAGACCCGGCACAGUGGUGGCUAUCAGGGUGUCCAUGCAUCCGGGUCCACGUGCCAGCUUCGAUAAGCUCCAGAAGACUUCGAAUGCACUGCGCGUGGGAGCCGGCGAUGAGUGGGCUCAGCUGGAGGCGAUCGUCUCCAAGUUGGAUCUGGUGGCCUUGAGUGGUGCCCUAUUCAGCUGCGAUGAGGAGGAGCGCGACCUGGGCAAGGGUGGCUCUGCGUACGAUAUACCCAACUUUGGAAGGAUAGUUUACUGUGGCCUGCAAGGAUUCGUUUCCUUGCUGACGGAGAUUUCACCUAAAAAUGAUUUGGGCCAUCCGUUUUGUAACAAUCUGCGCGAUGGCAACUGGAUGAUGGACUACAUUGCCGAUCGCCUAACCAGCUAUGAAGAUCUGAAGCCGCUUUCGGCCUGGUUUAAAGCUACCUUUGAGCCCCUGAAGAAUAUUCCACGCUACCUCAUACCCUGCUACUUUGAUGCCAUUGUCAGUGGAGUUUUCAAUGUUCUUAUCAACCAGGUCAACGAAUUAAUGCCUGAUUUCAUUAAGAAUGGUCACAGUUUCACCCAGUCGCUGGCUUUGUCCACGUUGCAGUUCCUUUCCGUUUGCCGUUCGGCAAAUCUGCCAGGAUUUAGUCAUGCCAUCAAUCCACCCAAACCACCAAAGCAAUGUGUGACACUCUCCGCUGGUCUGCCGCAUUUCUCAACGGGUUACAUGCGCUGCUGGGGCCGAGACACCUUCAUCGCUCUUCGGGGCUCCAUGUUCCUCACUGGUCGAUACAACGAAGCCCGCUACAUCAUUAUUGGAUUUGGACAGACCCUUCGGCACGGUCUUAUCCCGAAUCUGUUGGACAGCGGCAGCAAGCCCAGGUUUAACUGCCGCGAUGCCGUCUGGUGGUGGAUGUACUGCAUCAGACAGUAUGUGGAGGAUGCCCCCAAGGGUGCCGACAUCCUGAGGGACAAGGUGUCGCGCAUCUUCCCGUACGACGAUGCGGAGGCCCAUGCUCCAGGAAAAUUCGACCAACUGCUGUUUGAUGUGAUGCAGGAGGCGCUGCAGGUGCAUUUCCAGGGAUUGCAUUAUAGAGAGCGCAACGCAGGCCAGGAGAUUGAUGCGCAUAUGCUGGACCAGGGCUUUAACAACCACAUUGGUGUGCAUCCGGAGACGGGCUUCGUUUUCGGUGGCAACAACUUCAACUGCGGUACCUGGAUGGACAAAAUGGGCUCCUCGCAAAAGGCGGGAAACAAGGGACGACCCAGCACGCCCCGCGAUGGAUCCGCCGUGGAGCUCGUUGGCUUGCAGUACGCCGUUCUUCGCUUCAUGCAAAGCCUGGCCGAGAAGGAAGUCAUUCCGUACACUGGUGUAGAGCGGAAGGGACCGUCCGGCGAGGUUACCAAGUGGAGCUACAAAGAGUGGGCCGAUCGCAUUAAGGACAACUUCGACAGGUUCUUCUUUGUGUCCGAGUCGGAAACCUGCUCGGUGGCCAACAAGAAGCUGAUCUACAAGGACAGCUAUGGAGCCACACAGAGCUGGACGGACUACCAGCUGCGCUGCAACUUUCCCAUUACCUUGACCGUGGCCCCGGAGUUGUGUAAUCCCCAGAAUGCCUGGCGUGCGCUGGAACGGGCCAAGAAGUUUCUUCUGGGUCCGUUGGGCAUGAAAACCCUGGAUCCCGAGGACUGGAACUACAGGGCCAACUAUGACAACUCAAAUGACUCCACCGAUUGUACUGUGGCCGAUGGCGCCAACUACCACCAGGGACCCGAGUGGGUGUGGCCCAUUGGAUUCUACCUGAGGGCGCGCCUGAUCUUCGCCAAGAAGUGUGGCCACCUGGACGAGACCAUUGCCGAAACGUGGGCCAUACUGCGCGCUCAUCUGCGUGAGCUGCAGACAUCCCACUGGCGCGGAUUGCCCGAGUUGACCAACGAUAACGGCUCCUACUGCGGAGACUCCUGUCGCACGCAGGCUUGGAGUGUGGCCGCCAUCUUAGAAGUGCUAUACGACCUGCACUCCUUGGGAGCUGAUGUGGCCUAAGCAGUCUCCACCUCACAUACUCAUACUCAGACCUGUUAGUUGCUACCAAAACUGUUAUUAGUGUUACAUUUGAUAAUCAGAUGCUCCUUGAAAUUUUGCUAUUUCCUAUUCUAUUAAAGUUGCAAAUGUUUUUAAA
Molecule: messenger RNA, 5121 nt
Organism: Drosophila rhopaloa
Lineage: Eukaryota; Metazoa; Arthropoda; Insecta; Diptera; Drosophilidae
Product: glycogen debranching enzyme
Exons: 8
Coding region: 51-4985 (1644 amino acids)
Biological process (GO): glycogen catabolic process; glycogen biosynthetic process
Molecular function (GO): amylo-alpha-1,6-glucosidase activity; 4-alpha-glucanotransferase activity
Source: RefSeq, a predicted model, not a curated record